This is a messenger RNA of Akanthomyces muscarius, 2697 nucleotides long. RefSeq lists its product as uncharacterized. The coding region runs from base 1 to 2697 and encodes 898 amino acids. Lineage: Eukaryota; Fungi; Ascomycota; Sordariomycetes; Hypocreales; Cordycipitaceae. The transcript has a single exon. The record is from RefSeq and is a predicted model, not a curated record.
AUGGAUUAUCGUAGCGAACGAGGCAAGGAGCCUCUGCGCCAGAGCCACGCCGCCGCCGCCGCUUCUCCUCCUCCCCGGCCCUUUCCCGAGCACGAGCUCUCCCACAGGAGCUCGAGCAUCUCCGACGUCACAGACAUUGGCAUCAGCCCCUACGAAGCGUCCGCCGUCAGCGAAUCGGUCCUGACGAGCCCGGUCCACGCCGUCCCCUCGCCCACGUCCCUGUACAGCAGUGGCGGCAGUAUUAGCUCGCCAUUCGGAGACGAGGCGCAACAGCAGCAGCCGUCGCAGCAGGCUCGACGGUCUUCGUGGCGCGGGACGCUCUCGUACACUGGCUCUCGACGUUAUGCGCCGCUCGCGGGCGGCGGCGAUGCCGCGCGACCAGCACCCGGCCGACGAACCUCGGCGACGAGCAUUCGCUCGCGGAGCAGCUACGCGUCGACCCUCGCCAGCACCAUCCCAGAGAACGGCGAGGACGAGUCGUACGCCAUGACGCUACUCGCUCACCCGGCGGCCAUGGGCAUGGCGCCUCUCCCGCAGUCUACGCGCCAUGUUUCGGACGAUAUGACGACGCCCAUGUCGCCCGUGGGCUUUGACGUUGGGUCCGCACUCGGUCCCCUCUCGGCGCACGAAAACGAGUACAUUUCCCAGUGGCAGCAGCAGGAGGCGCAGGGCAUGCUGUCCGGCGGCUUGGGCCAGGGCUUCCGCGCAGAUUCCACGCUGCGCGACGCCGAGCUGCUCGCCUCGCCGCACCGCGGCCGGAGCAUAUCCCGUUCCUUUACAUUUCGCCGGACGGUGGCGCGGCAGCCGCCGACGCGCGCCGAGACCAUCAAGACCCGCGGCCAGGACGAGGCGGACCGUCUGGGCCGCGUCAUCGAGGUCAUUAUUCAAGAGCCCAGCGCGGACCUCAGCAGUAUCGAGGGCAGCCACAUGUCCAUCCACAACAACAACGAGCCCGACGAGCUGCGGCGCUCGACGUUUCCCAGCAUCGCCGGGCCGACGCCGACACGGCAAAUCUUCUUCCCCAAGCCCAACUGGAAGCCGUGGUCGAUGCGCUGGCCGCAUCUCACACUGCUGGUGCUCGUCUCGGUCGGGCUCGCUGUCAUGCAGGAGGUGCUCUUUCGGCGUUUCCACAACACGCCCAUCCUGACGUUUCACUCGCCGCGCGAGAUCAAGCCGCUCAUCUACUUUGCCGUCAAGUUCCUGCCGACGCUCGCGGCCGUCGUCUACGGCGUGCUGUGGCAGUUUACCGACUUUGAGGUGCGCCGCCUCGAGGCCUUUUACCAGCUGUCCAAGGACGGCGGCGCGCUGGCCGCCGAGUCCAUCAACGUCGACUACGUAACGAGCUUCAACCUCUUCCGCCCCUUUCGCGCGCUCAAGCUGGGCCACUACACGGUCGCCGUCUCGUCGCUCGGCACGCUGCUUGCGGGGUCCUUGGGGCCUACAUUUGCCGCGGCGACGGUUAUUCUGACGCCGAGUCUACAUGAGCGCAAGGCGCACCCCGACGCCGAAAAGACGCUCACCUUUUCGCCGACUUGGUCGCGGCUCCUCACUUCGACGCUGGCCAUUUGCGCCGUGCUUUCCAGCGUUUUAUUCAUACUGUUACAGAAGCGUCGCUCCGGGCUCAACUCGGACGUGCGUGGCAUCGCGGGCCUCGCGUCCAUGGCGGUUGUGAGCCACAUCCUCAUGGACUUUAAAGACAUGGACACGGCGAAACACCACGACAUCCACCACAAGCUCAAGUACCACCGCUACAUGCUCAAGAACUCGUCGCUGGCGCCCGACGACGAGAACCCCGCGUCGAGCAAGGACCGCGAAAAGUAUGACGACGACGCCCUCGAUCACAUGUCGGACAAUCCACACCCGCUGAUGCUGCGCCCGGCCGGAUGCAUCUCGUUCAUCAUUGCGAUGGUGGCGUUUAUGGGGUUCGUGCCCGCCUUUGUGUUUACCGACGCGGGCGUCGUGACGGACAAGGCGCCGUGGUUCGCGACGGCGUGGGCCGUGUGCCUGAAGCUCUCGUGGCACGGCAUGGAGACGGCGGUGCGCAUGAUGGAGCCCUACUACAUCCUCUCCAAGCGGCACGCGCCGUCCAAGAUCCUCACGCUCGACUACACGGCGCUGCCGUUUGGCUACCUCCCGCUGCAGGCGCUGGCCAACGGGCACCUCAUCAUGUUCUUUGUGGGCUUCGGCAGCAUCCUCGCCGAGUUCCUGACCGUCUUCGUGACGGGGCUCACCACGUCGGACGGGCAGGGGUUCGUCAAGGCCUACGGGUGGAACUCGGACGACGUCAAGAGCAUCUACGCGGGGCAGGACACGCUCGUGUCCUUUUCCGUCAGCUUCGGCUUCGCCAUGUUUGUGCUGCUGUACAUGACGGUCGUGGCGACGGUCGUCUUUGCGCGCCGCCGGCACCCGUUCCUGCCGCGGCAGCCAAACACCAUUGCCUCGGUGCUGGCUUUUAUCCACCAGAGCAAGAUGCUGUACAGCUUCGUGGGCACGGCCAAGCUGAAUAGUGCUGAGAUGGCGAGGAGGCUGCGCGCGGGCGCGGGCGCGAGCGCGACGUACGGGCUGGGCUGGUUCGAGGGCCGCGAUGGGCAGACGCACUGCGGCGUGGACCAGGAGGAGCUCAUGAGCACGUACAAGCACGGCGUGGACUUUUCCAUGGGAAACAAGCCUUGGAUUACGCGGUGGGACGAGCUGUGA